This is a messenger RNA of Polyodon spathula (Mississippi paddlefish), 3224 nucleotides long. Its product is annotated as membralin-like. The record is from RefSeq and is a predicted model, not a curated record. Gene Ontology annotation, biological process: positive regulation of ERAD pathway; response to endoplasmic reticulum stress. Gene Ontology annotation, cellular component: endoplasmic reticulum. NCBI's taxonomy places the organism in Eukaryota, Metazoa, Chordata, Actinopteri, Acipenseriformes, Polyodontidae. The transcript has 11 exons. Bases 641 to 2779 code for a protein of 712 amino acids.
AAAUGGCAGCAGCAAAAACAACGAAGAGGAGAGAGAAACCGUGAACAGCGAGAAAACUUGACAAACCUGCGGCUCUCCUGGGACAGGUGGGCAGCCUGUACAGCGAAAGAGAGUCACGGGAGUUACUCCGCAUAGUCACCAGGGUCGGAGGGGUCUGGAACAUUAAUGCUUUGAAAAAUCGCAAAUAGGGAGGGAAAAAAAAACAAAACUUACCUCAUUCCUUUAAUUCAAGUGGACUUUUAUCGGAAAUAUGGAAGUGUGUUUAACCAACAGGUUCAUACUGACAGACUGAAUUGGGAAAGGAUGUAAAUACAUUUGUAUUCUCGUUAGGCCGCGAUAACUCGCCCGUUUAGCGGAAGGGGGACGUAGAGAAGAAUAACGUAUAUAUCCUUAAAAACAACCCGUUUAUAUUUUCUAUUCGUCUUAAAUUAAUGUUCAGGGCCUGCUGCAAUAAUUCUGUUCGGGUAGAUUUAAUUUGUAAAACCCAAUAGAUAUUGUGAAGUCACUCGGGUAGGUGGCAUAAAAACCGUUCUAAACAGUAUUUUAUAGCACAGAAAUAAAGCCAGACAUUUUAUUUAUAUCUGAUUUUAUUAGCGUUAAUUUAAGUUUUAAACUGUUGUGCUGUAACGAUACCAAGAAGAUGUCGGAGAACCAGGGAAAUGCAAAUAACAACCCUUUGAAUAACAACGCCGGCGGGGGAAACAGAAUGAGGAACCCCAAUAUCAACCAGAACCCGCUGAUCAACGUCCGCGACCGGCUUUUCCACGCCCUCUUCUUUAAAAUGGCAGUUACCUAUGCCAGGCUGUUCCCUCCGUCUUUCCGAAGAAUCUUCGAGUUCUUUGUUCUACUUAAGGCCCUUUUUGUGCUCUUCAUUCUGGCCUACAUCCACAUUGCCUUCUCGCGCUCCCCCAUCAACUGCCUGGAGCAUGUGCGUGAGAAGUGGCCUCGUGAUGGGAUCCUGCGAGUGGAGAUCCAGCGCAAUUCGAGUCGGGCGCCCAUCUUCCUGCAGUUUUAUGACAUGGACAACUUCCAGGGGCUCAAAGAGCCAGAGGGGGCCCAGGUGGCCGAGGAAGAGGAGGAGGAAGAGAUGACCCUCGAGAUGUUCGACAACCGUUCCGUACAGUUUGAGCUGGACUUUGAGCCCAAGCUGAAGCCGUCUCUGAGCAGCAACAUGGACGCUCUGACACAAGCAGGGGGGCUCAACGACAGCCAGGACCUCUCCUUCACUCAAGCGCCCACUAAAGGUAUGCAGCAGCUGAGAGAGACAGUCUCCGAGUUUGAGAUGCUAACACAAGCAGUGUGGCCGCAGGAAGAGUACAUCGUGGAGUACACUCUGGAGUACGGCUUCCUGCGCCUUUCUCAGACCACGCGGCAGCGCCUCAACAUUCCAGUCAUGGUGGUCACCUUGGACCCCAUGAAGGAUCAGUGUUUCGGGGACGGCUUCAGCCGCUUCCUGCUUGAUGAGUUUCUGGGCUAUGAUGACAUCCUGAUGUCCAGUGUCAAAGCACUGGCUGAAAAUGAGGAGAACAAAGGAUUUCUCCGUAAUGUGGUCUCGGGCGAGCACUACCGCUUUGUGAGCAUGUGGAUGGCCAGGACCUCCUAUCUGGCUGCCUUUGUCAUCAUGGUCAUAUUCACGCUGUCUGUCUCCAUGCUGCUGCGCUACUCACACCAUCAAAUAUUUAUCUUUAUUGUGGACCUGUUACAGAUGCUAGAGAUGAAUAUGACAGUUGCCUUCCCUGCUGCACCUUUACUCACUGUCAUACUGGCUCUAGUGGGCAUGGAGGCCAUCAUGUCUGAAUUCUUCAACGACACGACCACGGCGUUCUACAUCAUCCUGAUAGUGUGGCUGGCAGACCAGUACGAUGCGAUCUGCUGCCACACAAACACCAGCAAGCGCCACUGGCUCAGAUUCUUCUAUCUGUACCAUUUUGCUUUCUAUGCCUAUCAUUACCGUUUCAAUGGACAGUACAGCAGCCUGGCUCUUGUGACCUCUUGGCUCUUCAUCCAGCACUCAAUGAUCUACUUUUUUCAUCACUACGAGCUGCCUGCCAUCCUUCAGCAAAUCCGCAUCCAAGAGAUGCUCCUCCAAAACCAGCAAGCAGGCCAGGGCAACCAGACCACCCUGCAGGACAACCUGAACAACAACACCACCAGCAGCAACGCCACAGAGGGGGUAGCAGGAGGAAGGGGAGCUCCUAACGGACAACCACGGCCACCAGGUGAGACUCCACCCCACCCAAACGGUCUGGCCAAUCGGGGGACAGAAGGAGGAGCCGGGACCCUAAGCGACCUGGACUGGGUGGCAGAAACGGCAGCCAUCAUAACAGAAGCCCUGUCUGCCCCACAGCUGCGUGGUUCCCUGCAGGAGACUGAGGGCAUUGCAAACCUGGAGGAGCCCCUGGGUGGAAGCAUCAGUGUGAUGGCAAUCCUGCAGGGGGGCAACGAGGACACCGAUACUGCUACUGCUACUGCUGCUGCUGCUGCUGCUGCUGGUCUAGUUACUGUAGAGAUCACAGCACGUGGCAAUGGCCAAGAUUUCAGUGCAGCCCCCCAGCUUCUCAACGGGACGUCCUUUCAAGAUCCUCACACAGAGGAGACUAGGGCUGGAGGAGGCAAUGAGCUUGUAGACUCUAGUGGCCCAGAUGGAGUGCGGCAGCCUCCAAUUGCUGAGGCUGCCUCCAAAGAGCAGAAGGAAUACGACUGUGAUGCAAAAACAGAGCCUGAAGCAGCAUAUACAACAGCAGCCAUGACAUCCAGUGAGCAGCCAACCCCUUCUUGAGCUACACUUCGGUUUCAAGACCACAUCCGUCUGUGGCAGCCUUGUGCAGACCCUGAGAACUUUGAAAAUAGAAGCUGGGUUCAGUUUCGAGAGGGGAUGGGUAAGAUAAUGUCCUGUAAGAGGAAGUUAUUUCUCCCCACCACCCCCUGGCACAAAUAUUAAAGCUUUUAUUAAUGUGUGUUUUUUUUUUUUUUUUUUUUUUUUAAGUGGAAUUCUAUUGAAAUCCUAAGAUUUAUUGUGGGCCAGGCAUUAUAAAGAAAAAAGUGCACUAAUAUGGGGGUAUUUUGUGACAUCUGAUUGUGUUGCAGGAAAGCAGAUUGAGAAAAAAAAUAAAUAAAUAAAUAAGAUCAAGGUGGCUGUGCGUGCUUUGAACAGAGUGGUACUCUUAAAGCAAAUGUUGUCUUCUUAUUAUUUUUGUUUUAUAAUAAACUAAUUUCUUACUGUU